AUGGCGACAUUUUUGUGCCGAGUGAAAGCAUUCGAUGAGGAGCGACAGGGGUGUCAUACGUCUACUACUGAUGUUCUAUCACAACCAUUUUCUGAUAAUCAAACACAUGUUGAAUUACCAUUAGGUCAUGAACACUUUUAUCGUCUUUAUGCAGAUGGUGUUCAAAAGUACCAAUGCUUAUACAAUGAUGUCACUGAACAAUAUAAUUGGGAAAUGGAUCACCCUUGA
Molecule: messenger RNA, 228 nt
Organism: Didymodactylos carnosus
Lineage: Eukaryota; Metazoa; Rotifera; Eurotatoria; Philodinida; Philodinidae
Source: the annotation of a GenBank genome assembly